AUGAACGUCUACCACCCCAGCGCCCUCAGCGGCGCCACGGCAUCCAGCGCCGCCGCGGCCCACCUGCGCUCAAAGCAGGCGCUCAUGGAGCUGCUGCGCGCCCGCGCCCUCGACAAGGCGGCGCACGCCCGCCAGAGGACGCUGCAGGCGCGCGCGGCCGCGCUACUGCGCGCGCAGCGGGCGGGCGGGGCAGGUGUGGUCUGA
Molecule: messenger RNA, 204 nt
Organism: Monoraphidium neglectum
Lineage: Eukaryota; Viridiplantae; Chlorophyta; Chlorophyceae; Sphaeropleales; Selenastraceae
Exons: 3
Coding region: 1-204 (67 amino acids)
Source: RefSeq, a predicted model, not a curated record